Molecule: messenger RNA, 1074 nt
Organism: Microthlaspi erraticum
Lineage: Eukaryota; Viridiplantae; Streptophyta; Magnoliopsida; Brassicales; Brassicaceae
Source: the annotation of a GenBank genome assembly
AUGGUUGAUCCGGCGAAUACCGUUGGAAUCCCGAUUAACCACCUUGCAUUGCUGAAGGAUGAGCUCGACAUCGUCAUCCCUACGAUCCGUAACCUGGAUUUCCUCGAGAUGUGGAGGCCUUUCCUCCAGCCGUACCAUCUGAUCAUCGUCCAGGACGGAGAUCCGUCGAAGACCAUUGCUGUGCCUGAAGGGUUCGAUUACGAGCUCUACAACAGGAACGACAUCAACCGUAUCCUCGGCCCCAAAGCUUCCUGCAUUUCCUUCAAGGACUCUGCCUGUCGCUGCUUCGGCUACAUGGUCUCCAAGAAGAAGUACAUCUUCACCAUUGACGACGAUUGCUUCGUUGCAAAGGAUCCAUCUGGCAAAGCUGUGAACGCUCUUGAGCAACACAUCAAGAACCUUCUGUGCCCAUCAACACCAUUCUUCUUCAACACCUUGUACGAUCCAUACCAGGAAGGUGCUGAUUUCGUCCGUGGAUACCCUUUCAGUCUCCGUGAGGGUGUCUCCACUGCUGUCUCCCAUGGUCUCUGGCUCAACAUCCCUGAUUACGAUGCCCCAACCCAACUCGUCAAGCCUAAGGAGAGGAACACUAGGUAUGUGGAUGCUGUGAUGACCAUCCCAAAGGGAACACUAUUCCCAAUGUGUGGCAUGAACUUGGCCUUUGACCGUGAGCUCAUCGGCCCGGCUAUGUACUUUGGUCUCAUGGGUGAUGGUCAGCCUAUUGGUCGCUACGACGAUAUGUGGGCUGGAUGGUGUAUCAAGGUGAUCUGUGACCAUUUGGGAUUGGGAGUGAAGACGGGUCUGCCCUACAUUUACCACAGCAAGGCGAGCAACCCAUUUGUGAACCUGAAGAAGGAGUACAAGGGAAUCUUCUGGCAGGAGGACAUCAUUCCUUUCUUCCAGAGCGCAAAGCUCUCCAAAGAAGCCGUGACUGUUCAACAGUGCUACUUGGAGCUGUCCAAGCUGGUGAAGGAGAAGCUCAGCGCCAUUGACCCUUACUUUGACAAGCUUGCUGAUGCUAUGGUCACUUGGAUUGAAGCUUGGGAUGAGCUUAACCCGGCCACUAAAGCUUGA